CUGAUGUGUAAGGCACACGUUCAUGAGCGGGAUUUCGGUUGGCGCGCUGUUAGUGUUCUGUUUGUUUUAUCGUUGAUAAGUCUGUAAAUGAAAUCAAGAAAGAAUAAAAAUAAAGAGUCUCCUAAGAAACGUAGAACAGAUGACUCUGAAAACAGAGCCAGUGAAAAAAUUCCAAAUUCCGACACUACAACUGAUGAUUCGAUCCACUGUAAAGUCAGGUUACUAGAUGAUACUCAAACUCCUAUGGAGUUUACAAUAAAGGUUUGUCAUUACAUUUUAACUAGUGACGUUUUAGAAAGCUGACAGUGGUUCACUACUUUUUAAAAAAGUGUGUGAGUCCGUAGGUGACCUAGUUGAAUGUGACUAUUUCGGUUUGAGAUAUACCGACAAAGAAAAUAUACGGCAAUGGUUAGAGUUAGACAAAAGCGUUUACAAACAGCUCAAAGAUUGUAAGUCUUUCGUGGUGAACUUCCGUGUGAAACAUUAUCCACCGGAUCCUGUCAACGAUUUAGCACAAAGUAUUUCCAGGUACUUGGUAUAUCUCCAAAUACGUCGGGAUUUGACUCAGGGUCGUCUUUUGUGUCCUCCAUCUAUAGUUGGAAAACUUGGAGCACUGGUCGCACAAGCUGAAGUCGGUGAUGCGCCGUCAGAACAUGUAGAAACACCAAAUGGUAAUGUUAAUCACUGUACACCACCUUUACAUGAUUCACGGUUGGAUAGUGUCGAGUCUACUGAAUUUACAAAUAUAUCCAACAGUAACAAUUGUGAUCAGUGUAUACAAGGAGAGACAUUAAAUUAUACUGCAUGCUGUGACAUGCUGCGUAAACUGAAAAUAAUAUUCAAUCAAACGCCGGAGGUUGAAGCGCAAAUAAUGAAAGAAUACCAAAAGCUUCGUGGUCUUAAUGCGGUUGACGCAGAAACUGAACUUCUCCGACAUGCAUCGCAGUUGCCGACGUAUGGGAUCGAUCCUGUACCAGCUACGCCCAUGCAAAAGGUUUAUUUACCUAUUUCAACCUCGACAACUGAAAAUAAUUCGCCGCAAACUGAAGUCAAAGCUACUGAUGAGAAGCGAAACUCAGUCACAUUGAGCUCUAAACCUGUAAAUUUACCUGAAGGGGCUACUUUCUACUUGGGUAUAACUAGUACAGGUGUAGUGACUUUUGUGGGGCGACAAAGAAAUGCAGAAUAUACAUGGGAUCAAAUUCAUCGAUUGGGCUGUGAUGGCAAAUUAUUCUUAGUUUACCUUAAAAGAGAUCAUACCGGUACUGGAAGAAAAUUGUUCCGGACAAAAUAUAUUCUGCAUUCAUUUCGUUGUAAAUCUAAAAAUGCAGCGUUUGCUUUUUGGCAUUGGGUUGUUGAUAGAAAAUGCUUCUUCACUUUAAAACAAGCUAGUGAAGCGAAGAAAAUCAAGCCUACUACGAAUAUCUUCAGUCGAAGUCACGUUUAUCGAUUUAGUGGACGGUCACAACAAGAACUUCGAGCUUGCACUGGAUCUAUCGCCAACCUACCUCAACAAUCUUUCAGUCGAGUUUCUAGUUUCCGUAAAGUAGUUGGACUUUAUCCUAAUUCAGAUUCUGGUGGAGCUUUUAAUCGUUCUACAUUACCAGGAAGACUUCGACCAUCUAAUGACUAUUUUGGUAAUCGUUCCGAAAGGCCUAAAAUGUUAGAUGAAACUAAUACAUUGAUAUCAGCAUUUUCAGACAUACCAUUAAAACGUAUUCCAGAUACUGUAGUGGAACAACCAUGUGAGGAGGAUCUACUUAACAGUACUAAGACUUCACCCACUAAUAACGACAAAAAGCUGAAUUGCUCAGAUGGUGAUGAGAAAGACCUUGUAAUUCAAGCUGCUGUUGAAUCAUGGAUUGAACCAACGCAAAUUGUUCAACAGACAGUUUCCGCUGAAAAGAUAAAUAUUCAGCCUAUAGCACUUGAAAAAUGUUUAGAGCCAAAUAUGGUUGUUCGUAAACGUAUAGAAAAUUCUACUCUAACACCAACUGAUUAUACACAAGCAGUUAUUGCUUUAGAUAAAACUUUAGAUCAUCAUAUCAACUUAUCUCAACCAGAUGAAUUGACCAAAUCGAAAAUUCAAACUUAUAUUCAUGUAUCAAAUGGUGAAGCUGUUCGUAUACAUGAUGAUUUUAAAGUUUGUGCAAAUGGUCCAACUAAUAAGAAAUUUAAUUAUCAGUCAAUUACAUCUAACGGCGAAACAUCACCAGUUAGUAUUCGUAGUUAUACAUUGAAGGAAAGUUAUCACCAGCAAAAUCUUCAGCAACAACAACAAGAAUAUACUCAUGAUAAUCGACAUAAAAGUCCAAUUCAAACAUAUGCUAUUACGUUAACUGCAACAGCAUUUGUUGUACUAGUCGGUGUUAUUGCUCUUCUUGAAACUACCCCAACUACAUCGAGUCAGUAUGAUCAAAAUGUUUUCUAUCAAACUAUUCGUUACAAUUUCUUGGUUGAUAAUUUUCAAGAAUACGUUUAUACACCAUUAAAAACAUCAAUAUUUAAUGGAUUUAGCUUUAUAAUGUCCUAUAUUAAUCCAUAAAUUGAUUGAAUAAGAUACGAAAUUAACCAUGCUAUGAAUUUAUCCUAAUUCUAUAAAUUUAUAUCUUAAGCAGUCCGAGUAAUUUUAAUUUAUUUUUCCAUGUGUUUUUCUAACUUCUUUCAGUGUGUUCUUUCUUUACGUUUAGUUUAUUGAAACAACCACUUAAUUAUUGUCAUUUAUUUAUAUAAUCAUUUCAUAAUACGUCUUUCUUAUUUUAAAUACUUAUUUUCUGUAUGUAUCACUUAUUAAUUACUCUUUGUGAUUGUUAACAUUCGUCUUCAUUAUCACAAUUGAUAAAGUAUAUUUAUCUGUUUCACCGUCAUAAUAUUUAUUUCUUAAAUAAUAAUAUUAAACUGUUAUAUUGAACUAUAUUUCUCUGUGUGUUCAGUUGAAAGAGUGCUUCGGUUAUUUACACAAACUUAUGCUUAUUACGAAGUAAGAGUUUUUGUUUGGUGAUAAAUCAUGUGAUAUGAUGUCUGCUUUUUUUCGUCCUUCCCUACCUUUUUUCUAAUAUUUAUUAGCAGGAAGCUUUCUGUUCAAAACAUUGUGAUUGACUGGUAAAACUAGAACGUAUAUAUUUGUAUUUUUGAGUAUUCUGUCUUGAAUAGUUUUGUUAUCAAUAGAAAGAUCACCGUAAAUAUUAUUAUUACCGCUACUAUUUAAAUGCUUUUCAUAAUGAUUACCUUCCGGAUCAACUCUACUGUUGUUGUUUAAUAUUAUUCUUUGUCAAACUACUUAUUAUGAUAAUAGUAGUGUUCUUCGAAAUGCUGAAAUGUUUCAGAAUAAUGCUCGGACUUUGUUGACUUACAUAUGUAUUUUUGAAGAAAGAACGUACAGUUUGAAAUGUCAUGUUUUUCUCACAUCUUUAAUUUUCAUCUUGAUUUCAUUCUACAUUAACGAAGAUUGUGUACAUUCACUCAGUAACUUGUUUUUUUCUAAUUAAGAAGCUAGUUCCGAUUGGUAUGAAAUUACACUCAUUAUACUUAUCAUAGCAUAUUAUUUUCACAUACUUAUACAAAUGUGAGAGUGCACAUGAGCAUAUGAAAUACAGAUAUUUCGUCGAAUUUUAUUGGUUUAUAUAUGAUACAUACUAGUAUGUGAUAUAUACAUAUGUUCGUUCAUUAUCAUAUUGUGAUUGUUUUUUGUAUUUCCAUUUUAUACUUUCAUAGUUUAUGUAGUCAUGUUUGUUUCUUUCUGUUUUGCCUUUUAUUGACGACUAUUUUUGCUUAGUUUACAAGUUAACAAAGUUCAUCUUCCAUCGUUUACUUUUGGAAAAUACAUUUUGCUUGCUAAAUUUAUGUAUUUCUGUAUGUGUCCAUAUGUGUGUGAGUGUUUGUCAAUAUCUCCCAAAAUGACUGUUUUCGUUAUUUUAAUUAUUCGCACUUGAUUUUCGUGUAUUUUUGGUUAUUAAAUGCUUGAGACGUUUAAUAGUGCGCCUAAUUUACUUUACUUUUCUUCUUUUCAUCCGAAAUAUAUAUGUAUAACUGUGCAUCUAUGUAUGAACGUUGCUGACGAACUCUUUCAUCGUUGAUUUGCAUUCCUCAUAUUGUUCUAGUGUAGACGAAUUAUUUGCUUACCUUGUUACACGUAAUAAAAUAUUUACACACAUCAUUUCUGUUAUAUUUUCACGAGACAACAAUUUUGAAUUCCUGUAGAAGAUUAUUUUCUGAAUCCUGUUAAUUAUUCUGUCUCUGCAUAUAUAUAUAUAUAUAUAUAUAUAUAUAUAUAUAUAUAUAUAUAUAUAUGGCGUACAUUGUGAUAUUCUUUCGUUAUAUGUACUGACUAUAAAGUUUGAUAUAUUUUUGAUUGGUUUCAUUAGUUUAGUUUCCAUGUCUAUGUAUUUGUGUCUGAAUGCACAUUUGUCAAUUUUCUCUCAUCGUUUACCUGCUAUAUUUUUAUCUUCAUUUUUUCAUAUUCAUUUUGAUGUAGUAAUCAUCCAUAUAUACAUAUAUAUACCAUAAAAAUAACCGGUUUGUUUG
Messenger RNA from Schistosoma haematobium, 4524 nucleotides. Its product is annotated as FERM domain-containing protein 3. Bases 815 to 2545 code for a protein of 576 amino acids. Gene Ontology annotation, cellular component: cytoskeleton. Lineage: Eukaryota; Metazoa; Platyhelminthes; Trematoda; Strigeidida; Schistosomatidae. The transcript is spliced from 16 exons. The record is from RefSeq and is a predicted model, not a curated record.